UGGACAUUUCCUACGGCUGCUUUUUAAAACUAACUUUAAAGUUUGAAUUCCCGAGUUUAGACGAAAACUGACCGACGGGUGGAAUAGUAAUUUUGUUCUGCAUUUAUUAUUUGAAGUAGCUGUCCUUGGAGCUCAACUGUGUUCAAGUCUAAACGCAGGAGGACAAAGCAGGACGUAAAGUCGCCACUCAUCCCUGCAAGAUGUUAGCCUCGAGUAUUUUGGCUAAUUUCUGUACGGAACACAACGACGACCAAACGCAGAGAGUGGACAAAUACCUGCACCAUUUUAAUCUGUCAGAUGCGACUUUAAUGGAUUUGUCAAUAAGAUUUCGCCGAGAGAUGGACAAAGGCCUGGGCAGAGACACCAACCCCACAUCUGCUGUCAAGAUGCUGCCCACGUUUGUGCGCUCCACUCCUGAUGGAACAGAGCAAGGUGAAUUCCUGGCACUCGAUCUUGGCGGAUCAAACUUCCGGGUGCUGCUGGUCAAAGUUAUGGCGAACGGCAAGCAAGAGGUGGAGAUGGAAAAUCAGAUUUAUGCCAUUCCUGAACACCUCAUGAGAGGCAGCGGGUCAGAGUUAUUCGACCACAUUGCUGAUUGCCUGGCUAAUUUUAUGGAGAAGUUUGGCAUAAAGGAUAAAAAGCUUCCUCUGGGCUUCACCUUCUCGUUUCCCUGCCAGCAGACCAAGUUGGAUGAGAGUGUGUUGGUGUCCUGGACCAAACGCUUCAAGUCAAAUGGAGUAGAAGGAAAAGAUGUGGUCAGCCUUCUGAGGAAAUCCAUCAAAAAACGAGGGGACUUUGACGUGGACAUUUUGGCUGUGAUCAAUGACACCGUAGGAACUAUGAUGACGUGUGGCUACGAUGAUCAUCACUGUGAAAUUGGACUCAUUGUGGGAACGGGGACCAAUGCCUGCUACAUGGAGCAGAUGAGGAACCUGGAGCUGCUGGACGGGGAUGAGGGCCAGAUGUGUGUUAAUACAGAGUGGGGCGCUUUUGGAGACGAUGGUUCCCUGGAGGACCUGCGCACCGAUAUCGACCGUGAAAUAGAUGCGGGCUCUCUGAACCCUGGCAAGCAGCUGUUUGAGAAGAUGAUCAGCGGCCUGUACAUGGGGGAACUGGUGCGUCUCAUCCUGUUGAGGAUGACCAAAGAGAAGCUGCUAUUCCAGGGCAAGACGACAGCAGAGCUCCUCACCACCGGGAGCUUCAACACCAGCUACAUCUUUGACAUUGAGAAUGAAAAGGACAAGGAAGGUCUGGCGAGCACGGAGAAAGUGCUCCGGGACCUGGGUCUGGACCCGUCUGUUGAGGACUGCAUCACCACUCAGAGGGUGUGUCAGAUAGUAUCCACACGAGCUGCACACUUGUGUGCUGCCACUCUCGUGGCAGUGCUGCGGCAGAUCCGGGACAACAAAGCAGCUGAGAAGCUGCGGACCACUAUUGGAGUGGAUGGCUCCGUUUACAAAAACCACCCAGAGUUUCCCAGGAGGCUCCACAAGAUGGUACGCAGACUUGUGCCAGACUGUGAUGUGCGUUUCUUGCAGUCGCAGUGUGGCAGUGGGAAAGGUGCAGCCAUGGUGACGGCGGUAGCCUACCGCCUCGCCGCUCAACAUGCUGAGCGUCAGCUUAUCCUCGACACAUUGCGCUUGAGCCGUGAAAAUCUGCUGGAGGUGAAGAAGCGAAUGAGUGAGGAAAUGGUGCGAGGCCUGUCAAAAGAAACCCACGAGCAGGCGAGCGUGAAGAUGCUGCCGACCUUUGUCAGAGACACUCCAGAUGGAACAGAGCAUGGCGACUUCUUGGCCUUGGAUUUUGGGGGUUCCAGCUUUCGGGUGCUGCUGGUGCGAGUGAGAAGUGGAAAAGGUCACAAUGUGGACAUGCACCACAAGAUCUACACUAUCCCACAGGAGACGAUGCAGGGCACUGGGGAAGAACUGUUCAGCCACAUUGUAUUCUGCAUCUCUGACUUUCUGGAGUACAUGGGCAUGGCAGGAGCAUCCUUACCUCUGGGGUUUACAUUCUCCUUCCCCUGUCAUCAAAGCAAGCUGGAUCAGGGCAUUCUUCUGAACUGGACAAAGGGGUUCAAAGCCAGUGGCUGUGAGGGACAGGAUGUCAUUACAUUACUGAAAGAGGCUGUGCACCGCAGACGGGAAUUUGACUUGAACUUUGUGGCUGUGGUUAAUGACACCGUGGGAACCAUGAUGACCUGCAGCUAUGAGGACCCCCAAUGUGAAGUGGGACUCAUUGUGGGCACGGGGACUAAUGCGUGCUUCAUGGAGGAAAUGCAGAACAUCGAGCUGGUGGAGGGGAAUGAUGGCCGCAUGUGUGUCAACAUGGAGUGGGGAGCAUUUGGUGACAAUGGCGUACUUGAUGACUUCUGCACCGAGUUCGAUCACAUUGUCGAUAAUUGCUCAACCAAUCCUGGGAAACAGAGGUAUGAGAAGAUGAUCAGUGGCAUGUACCUGGGGGAGGUCGUGAGGAACGUGCUGCUAGAUUUCACCGCCAAGGGCUUGCUGUUCAGAGGGAAACUGUCCGAGCGACUCAAGACCCAGUGCAUCUUCGAGACUAAGUUCCUGUCACAGAUUGAAAGUGACCGCCUGGCCAUGCGACAGGUCCGCUCCAUCCUGCAGCACCUGGGCCUCACGAGCUCCACGUGUGACGACAGCGUGCUGGUGAAGGAGGUGUGCAGUGUGGUUUCGCGCCGCGCCGCCCAGCUCUGUGGCGCCGGUUUAGCUGCCGUGAUCGACAAGAUGCGAGAGAACCGCAACCUGAAUCAGCUCUCCAUCACCGUGGGAGUGGACGGCACCCUUUACAAGACGCACCCUCAUUUCUCCAGCAUCAUGCAAGAGACGUUGCAGGAUUUGGCGCCGCAGUGCCAGGUGACCUUCCACAAGUCGGAGGAUGGAAGUGGGAAGGGAGCAGCGCUGAUCACAGCUGUGGCCUGUAGGAUGAAGAGUGAAGGCCAGCACUGAAUCGUCUCCACUGCGGUGGACAAGUGGAACCGGAUCUACCACUACUGAGGUCACCAACAUGAAGUUACCAACAGCUGGCCUGAGUUUAGAACUUUAGUACGGAAAUGUUGAAUUUGACUUUUUCUGGGUGUGUUUUCACAUCCACACAUGUGCAUGUUAGUUGUUUGUGUUCCUAAUACAUAAUUAUUGUGUUUGCCGACAUUGCAGGGGACGGUGGAGAAUAAUUAUAGAAAUGACAGUUUAAGUUGUGUGUGAGAGAAGAUGCAGCUGCUGUGAAAUAUGUCUGUUACAAGAUGUGGAGCUCUUUUGGGUGUGUUUUUUACACUCCAGCAGGUUUCCACCCGGCUUAAUUCAUUUUUUAAAUUUUUUAAAUGAAGUUAAUCUGUUUACUUUUAACCUUUGCAUAAGUUAAGUUUAGAAUCGUUUAUUCAUACUGCGACUUUUUGGCAUCUGAAGUCACAAAGUGCCUCACAGUAAAAGUCGAAAGCACGACCAUAAAAUAAACAGAACCAGGAAACGACUCACAACCUGACAUUGUGGUAAUUUGGUCCAGAAGAUGAGCCAUGUCUGCAAUAUGUUUGUAUUUAGAAUAUUUUGUUCUAUAAUGCUUUUCAAUUUUUGUUUGAUUUAGUUUCACAUCAAUUUUAAGAAUGAUUGUAAGAUUUUAUUUUAAAUACUCUUUUGUGAAGUUAUAAACUUUUACUUAAUUGUUAUCAAAUUUAAAUGUGUUGCUCUCCAUCUCUUCACUGAAAUUAAAAAUAAAAGUCUAUCUAGAAUGACUGCACUAAGAUAAAACAAUGACAUUAAAUGAAAGGUUUAUUCAUAGA
Molecule: messenger RNA, 3790 nt
Organism: Pseudoliparis swirei
Lineage: Eukaryota; Metazoa; Chordata; Actinopteri; Perciformes; Liparidae
Gene: hk2
Product: hexokinase 2
Exons: 18
Coding region: 201-2963 (920 amino acids)
Biological process (GO): glucose 6-phosphate metabolic process; intracellular glucose homeostasis; glycolytic process
Cellular component (GO): mitochondrion; cytosol
Molecular function (GO): mannokinase activity; D-glucose binding; fructokinase activity
Source: RefSeq, a predicted model, not a curated record